Molecule: messenger RNA, 1050 nt
Organism: Letharia lupina
Lineage: Eukaryota; Fungi; Ascomycota; Lecanoromycetes; Lecanorales; Parmeliaceae
Exons: 3
Coding region: 1-1050 (349 amino acids)
Biological process (GO): mitochondrion organization
Cellular component (GO): SAM complex
Source: RefSeq, a predicted model, not a curated record
AUGCCACAAGAUGCUGACGCGAAGUCAGAAGAGCGGCCGAAACCAAGUCGAUCAAAAACGCAGGCUCGAGAGACUUCGCCACAAUGGUUCACCACACCACAACCAAUAAGGCGCCUCUUCGAUAAAUUCCCUUUACGGAUAUACUCUCUCAAUGAGCUCCCCCAGCGGUCACCACGAAACCGCGAAAAUAAUACCCUCUGGAUCUUUACGACGAACGAAGGUGCCCAGCUUGGCGCACCAUCUUUCAACCCUGGUUGUUUGAAAUGGCAGGCCUACAUGAUCUUCAAGGGCAUUGAUUUCGUCCCGAUAUCUUCGAAUAACCAUGCUUCACCGACUGGAGCUCUUCCCUUCCUCCUACCGGCGUCAAGCACCAAGAAUCCCCUAGAAGCUGUUCUCCCAAUCCCUUCGACCCGCAUCGAACGCUGGGUACGCGAGAAGAAGGUCAAUACAGAAAAAACUGGCAGGCCUCCAGAUGAAGGAUUGGAAGCAAAAAAUCAGCAUGUAGAGGCUAGCGUCUCGACGAAACAGAAAUCCACCUCCAAAGAGUCUUCAGAUAUGCGCUACGAAGCUUACAUGUCUCUGCUCAACUACCGGAUUCGCAACGCCUACCUCUAUUCGCUCUACCUUUCUCCUCCAAACUUCGCAUCCAUUGUCCUUCCACUCUACGUCAAUCCUAGUACUUCAAACACUCUGGCCCGAGUCGCUCUCUCCCAUCAACUACGCGCCGCCGCCGAGACUGAGCUUCUCAAGCAGUCACCCACAAUCGAUGUAGAGGCGACAUACCGAGAUUGCGACAAAGCUUUCGAAGCACUCUCGGAGCUAUUAGGAGACGACGAAUUUUUCUACGGCGAGGAAGUGCCUGGAUUGUUCGAUGCGAGUGUCUUUGCUUACACACAUGUUUUGCUCGAUGAGGAUCUGGACUGGAAGCACACAAGGUUGAGGGAGGGUCUGGAGCAAUACGGUAACCUUGUGGAGCAUCAGAAAAGCAUUGUAGAGGGCUGGUUCGGGGACAACGCUUCAGGAAGGAGUCGAAGUCACAAGAAGGCUUGA